Molecule: messenger RNA, 5201 nt
Organism: Acipenser ruthenus (sterlet)
Lineage: Eukaryota; Metazoa; Chordata; Actinopteri; Acipenseriformes; Acipenseridae
Product: unconventional myosin-Ig-like
Exons: 22
Coding region: 155-3184 (1009 amino acids)
Biological process (GO): vesicle transport along actin filament; actin filament organization
Cellular component (GO): plasma membrane; actin cytoskeleton; microvillus
Molecular function (GO): microfilament motor activity; actin filament binding; ATP binding
Source: RefSeq, a predicted model, not a curated record
ACACCACACCCACUCACACACCAUAAGCAAGUCCAUCGGCAGCCGACACGCCAGCCCUGUGAUCUCAACUGACUGUGACCUCAACUGUCGCUCGCUACAAACCGUCUUUCUGUCUGCCAGAAUACCAGAGUGCCAAAGCUGGACGAGGGUAAGAAUGGCGGAGCUAGACAGCCUGGAGUUUGGGAAGUCAGACUUUGUCCUGCUGGAUGAAGUGAACAUGGAGCAGUUCCUUGAUAAUCUCAAGUUAAGGUUUGAGAAGGACCGGAUCUACACCUACAUUGGAGAGGUUGUGGUGUCCAUGAACCCCUACAAACAGAUGGAUAUCUUCGGGAAGGAAGUGAUCGAGUCGUACCAGGGUCGCGAGCUGUACGAGCGCCCGCCACACCUCUACGCCGUCGCAGACGCAGCCUACAAGGCCAUGAAGAGGAGAGCCAAGGACACCUGUAUCGUGAUUUCCGGUGAGAGUGGUGCUGGGAAAACAGAGGCCAGUAAAUACAUCAUGCAGUACAUUGCAGCCAUCACCAAUCCCAGCCAGAGGGCAGAGGUGGAAAGCGUUAAGAAUGUCCUGCUGAAGUCCAACUGUGUGCUGGAGGCUUUUGGGAACGCCAAGACCAACCGGAACGAUAACUCCAGUCGAUUUGGGAAGUACAUGGACAUCAACUUCAACUUCAACGGAGACCCGACUGGAGGACACAUCAACAACUAUCUACUGGAGAAGUCUCGGGUUAUCAAGCAGCAAGAAGGGGAGAGGAAUUUUCACUCUUUCUACCAGCUGCUGCUGGGAGGAUCAGAGGAGAUGCUGAGGUCUCUGCACCUCAAGAAGGAUCCUGCAACGUACUGCUUCACCAAAGAGGGCACUGUUUCCAACAUAUCCAGCGAUGACAAGUCCAAUCACAAAGCUGUGCUGAAUGCAAUGAAGGUGAUCGGGUUUAGCUCAGAAGAGAUCAAUUCUGUCUACAAAAUCCUAGCCAUCAUCUUGCAUCUUGGUAACCUAGUGUUUGAGAGCGACGGGGACAGCGUGCUGGUGCACAGCGAGAACUCAGUGUGUCAGAUCGCAGAGCUGGCAUGCACACAUCCAGACAUGGUCAGGAAGACUCUGCUGUACCGCACCGUGGCGACAGGAGGGGGGGAUGUUAUCGACAAGGGACACAGCAUUCAUGAGGCAAGCUUCGGGAGAGAUGCCUUUGCCAAGGCGCUCUAUGAGCGUUUGUUCUGCUGGAUAGUGAGCCGCAUCAACGCUGUGAUCGAAGUGAAGGAUUACAACCCUGUGCUGCAUGGCAAGAACACCGUCAUCGGAGUGCUCGACAUCUACGGCUUUGAGAUCUUCGACAACAACAGUUUCGAACAGUUCUGCAUCAAUUACUGCAACGAGAAGCUGCAGCAGCUGUUCAUUGAGCUGAUCCUGAGGCAGGAGCAAGAGGAGUACCAGCGCGAGGGCAUUGAGUGGCAGCACAUUGAGUACUUCAAUAACCAGAUCAUCGUGGACCUGGUGGAGCAGCCUCACAAGGGAAUCAUCUCCAUCCUGGACGAGGCCUGUCUGAGUGUGGGGCAUGUCACAGACACACACUUCCUGGAGUCCAUGGACAAGAAGCUCAGCAAACACCCCCACUACACCAGCCGCAAGCUCUGCGCCACAGACAAGACCAUGGAGUUCCUGCGAGACUUCAGGAUCAAGCAUUACGCUGGCAACGUAACGUACAGUGUGGAGGGAUUCCUCGACAAGAACAAGGACCCUCUCUUCCAGGACUUCAAGCGCUUCAUGUAUAACAGCUUGGACCCGGUGCUGCAGGAGAUGUGGCCGGAGGGUAAGCUGAGCAUCACUGAGGUGACCAAGCGCCCGCUGACCGCUGCCGUGCUCUUCAAGAACUCCAUGAUCUCUUUAGUGGAGAACCUGGCCUGCAAGGAGCCCUACUAUGUACGCUGCAUCAAGCCCAACGAGGUGAAGUCUCCAGUUCAGUUUGAUGAGCAGCGCUGUCGGCACCAGGUGGAGUACCUGGGCCUGCUGGAGAAUGUGAGGGUGCGACGGGCCGGCUUUGCAUACAGACAGCCCUAUGCCAGGUUCCUGCAGCGAUACAAGAUGACUUGUGAAUACACCUGGCCCAAUCACCUGAUGGAGACGGACCGGGAGGCCGUGGAGGCCAUCAUCACGCAGCAUGGCUUCGAGAGCGACGUGGCAUACGGGCUGUCCAAGGUGUUUCUGCGCACACCCCAGACCCUCUUCACUCUGGAGAGUGAGAGAGCUGCCCUCAUUCCCAUCAUAGUCCUCUUCCUGCAGAAGGUGUGGCGUGGAGCCCUGGCCCGGAAGCGCUGCCGUGGGAUGCGGGCAGUCUACUGCAUCAUGAGCUGCUUCAAGCGGCACAAGGUAAAGGCUCACUUCAGAGAGGUGGAGAAGAGGUUUGCCAACGUGCGCAACAUGAGUGACUACGGCAAGAGCAUCGAGUGGCCCACUCCCCCGGCCGUGCUGCUGCAGUUCCACGAGAACACCAAGUACCUGUUCCGCAGGUGGCGAGCUCGUCAGAUCAUCAAGAACAUCCCCCCCUCCCACAUGCCGGAGGUGCGUGCCAAGGUGGCGGCCAUGGAAGUUCUGAGAGGGGAGCGGCUGGACUGGGGCUACAGCAGGACCUGGGAGCGAGACUACCUUUCCAGCGCAAAGGAGAACACACAGAUGUGCACCCAAUUUGCAAAGGUGGCGAAUGAGCUGAAAAGCAAAGACAAGUACAACACUGUGCUCUUCUCCUGCCUGAUCCGCAAGGUGAACCGCUUCAAUAAGAGUAAGGACCGGGCUCUGCUCCUCACAGACAGGCACAUGUACAAGCUGGAGCCGCGCAAGAACUUCAAACUGCUGAAGAGCCUGCCGCUGGAGUGUGUGAACGGUGUGAGCGUGACCUGCAGCCGGGACCAGCUGGUGGUGUUCCACACGGUGCAGAAGGAUGACAUGCUGACCUGUCUGCAGAGAGUGCGAGGCUGUGAGAACGAGGACCGUGUCGGGGAGCUGCUGGGUGUGCUCGCUGACCACUUCAAACGGUUAAAAACACCCCUGCAAGUUACAGUGCAACGCUCAGCUAUCCAGUUCCAUAUGCGCGGGCAGCAGAAGUGCGUUUCCGUGGAAACCAAGAUCGGCCAUAACCAACCAGACUUCCGCAAGAGCCGAGGCGGCUUCACCCUGUACCUGCCAGGAAACUAAGGGCAGGCGCGGCUGAACCUCAGUAUGAGCUCACUCCACAGGACUGACACACAAACCCGAGGAACACAUUAGGAACUGUGGGGGCUGCCUAUAGUGGAGUACUGUUCACUUUUUAUUUCUGUACACUGCAGUUAUACUUCCUUUAAAGCAUUAUAUAUGAUACACACACACACACACUGCGGUGCAAAAGUCUUAGACAUGUUGCAUUUUUCUACUCCAAUGCAUUAUGAGCAUCAACAAUUUACUCAACGCCUCCUCUAGUGUUUUCUUCUAUUAUAACAAUCUUGAUUUGCUUAAGGAAGGAAAAACAUUGAGUGAAAUGGCUCUCAUCACUUGAUUUUCAAGGUGUGGUAUCUGAAGCAUAAUCAACAAGUACAAAGAAACAUCAUCUGUAAUUGACAAACCCAGGCCUGGAAGACCCAAAAAGCUGUCUAACAAGUAUGAACAAUACUUGAAGAUAAUAUCCUUAAGGAAUAGAAAGAAGACAAGCGUUGAAUUUACAAUAGAAUUGGCAGAAGGCACAGAUGACGUUGUCCAUCAAAUCAACAGUACGAAGGUCACUCUUUAAAUCAGGACUUAAAGGAUGUGUUGCAGUAAGAAUACCUCUGGUAAAAAAGGGGAACAAGACUAAAAGGCUAAAACAUGCACAAUAACACAGAAAUUGGACUAUAGAACAAUGGUCAAAGGUGAUUUGGACUGUUGAUGGAUAGACAACGACACCUGUGCCUUCUGCCAGUUCUGUUAAUUCAACGCUUGUCUUCUUUCUAUUCCUUAAGGAUAUUAUCUUCAAGUAUUGCUCAUCCUUGUUAGACAGCAUUUUGGGUCUUCCAGUCCUGGGUUUGUCAAUUACAGAUGAUGUUUCUCUAUACUUGUUGAUUAUGCUUUGGAUACCAGGCCUUGAAAAUCGAGUGAUGCUAGCUAUUUCACUCAAUGUUUUUCCUUCUUUAUACAAGUCAAGGUUGUUAUAAUAGUAGAAAACACUAGUGGAGGCUUUGAGUAAAUUGUUGAUGCUCAUAAUGCAUCAGAGUAGAAAAAUGCAACAUGUCUAAAACUUUUGCACAGCAGUGUAUAAUAAGUGCAGUUCUAAAUUCAAAACGUAUUAUUCUAGGAAGGCAUAGCUGAUUAUAUAUAUAUAUAUAUAUAUAUAUAUAUAUAUAUAUAUAUAUAUAUAUAUAUAUAUAUAUAUAUAUAUAAAGUAGAUAAAGCUGAAUUUGAAGAUUAAUUAGUGUUAAAGGCCUAGAAAUGUAUGUGCAGUAUUCUUACAAAAGCAAACACAGUGUUGUGAAAGUGUAGUCAAACAAUUACUAUCACUGUACAAAGAACAGUGAGGUAAAGACCAGGCACAGUAGGGGAAAAGUGAAAUUAACUGUUCUUUUGAAUAUGAUUUUUGAAUAGCACACAGUGCCACUCUGGCCAGUGGUCAAGUACUGUAAUUGUAGAGUGCCCUUGAACAGAAACCUAUAACAUUCUUUGUGUCAUCUUUUUAUAUAGUUUUUAGAAAUGCAUAAUAAAGUACUGUAAAAAGCUAAAAUUAAAUUUAAAAUGGUUAUACCACAGGAAUAUCAAGGUCUACUGUAUGUUGUUAGAAUAUUAAAACAUAAUCAUGUGUUAGUGUGAUCUCAAAUCUUUUUGUAUAUAUUAAACCAAGCCUGCUGAAGUCCUGCUGAUAAUAAUUGUUCUAACAUGUCCAGGUAUUGAAUUGGUAUAUUGCUAUGCACACUUAAUGACCUCAUUGAAUUCUCUUCACUUACAUGUUUACAUUUAGUUCCAAGCCAUUGCUUUUUUAAAGUAUUGUGUGGUGUUCUAUGCAAUUUCCUUUAAAAAAAAGAACCACAAUUUCAAGUGGCUUACAGUCCAUAGGAAUCUGAUGCUGUGUUUUAUAAGUAAUAAAACUAAAUAGAUGCAAAUAAAUUCUAACUAUGAAAUAUUAUGCUCUCACACAUCUAAUGUGUGCAAUAUAAAACAAAUUGAAAGUAGAAAUGCAUAUUAUAUUUAUAAUAAAAACAUAGAAAAUGCG